Neoarius graeffei (lesser salmon catfish) is the source of this 1310-nucleotide messenger RNA. RefSeq lists its product as uncharacterized. The coding region runs from base 17 to 724 and encodes 235 amino acids. The transcript is spliced from 6 exons. The record is from RefSeq and is a predicted model, not a curated record. Gene Ontology annotation, biological process: response to bacterium. NCBI's taxonomy places the organism in Eukaryota, Metazoa, Chordata, Actinopteri, Siluriformes, Ariidae.
GUCUUAUAGUUCAACAAUGAUUAAGUUUGAAAUUCUGCAUGUGUCCCUCUGUGUCAUGGGUUUGCUCUCAGAGACUCUGUGCUCUUUAACUGUGGAGGUGGAAGCUGGAGAUAACGCCACUGUUUGGUGCCAACAUGAGCUGAGUGAUACAGGUUACAUUGUCUGGUUUAAACACACAAGUGCUUCGGUUCCACUUCUUCUUGGGUGCAAAAAGUUUAGGACAUCAGCUCCAUCACAAAACUGUUACUUCUAUAAUGAAAUUGAGCGAAUAGUGAUGUCUGUUCACGGCAAGAACACGUCUCUCACCAUCACCGCAGUAAAUGUCUCUGAUACGGGACUGUAUUACUGCAGCUUCAUAGAUCUGAACCAAGUGAACUUUAGAAACUCGACCUUUUUACAAGUGAAAGACAGAAAUAAAACACUUUCUGAGAACCCGGACAGAGCGAAAGGUUCAGUCCCUUCUUCUGUGUUCUUCCUACUGACUGUGGUGUUCGGUGCAGUGAUUGUGAUUCUUCUCAGUGUCCUGAUCUUCAUCAUACUGAAGCACAGAGAAACACACAGAGGUGCUGGAGCAGAAGAUAACGAGGAUCCGGACUCGGACUCGUUGCGUUACGCUGCGCUACAGUUCUCAAAGAAGAAAACCAAGAGGAGCGAGAGACGUGAUGAAAAUGUGGAUCCACAUGUUCUCUAUUCUUCUGUCAGACAGAGUAAUGUGUGUACAUAAUGUUAUAUAUCAGUUACUGUUUACUAAAUAUGAAACAUGUUUCUGAUGCUCUGAGGUUGAAGGGAUUUGACCUUUUAUAAUCUCACAGUUACAGAAUAUGGGAUUGUAAAACUGCAAGAGCUUCAGGAUUCUGCACAUUUCUUUUUACUAUAGACCUUGUAUUAAGUCUCUCAGUUUAUCAUCCAGUGUAAUAAUAAAUUCAGGUGCAAAUAGAUACAUUCCUUUAUUUUGGACUUGUUUCUAAGAAAAUAACAGAUUUGUCGAGGCUCUGGCAAUAAAACCUGCUCUUUGUAUCAGUCACUAAUGCUGAUGUUGUGUGUAAACGCUGUGCCCCAUAAAGUAAUACAGUCGCCUCCUCAGUGAACAGUGACUCCGCCAUGACGCUCCUGGAGACACUGAACUGAUGGAGUCUCGGUCCGGGAGAGAAGACCUAAAGCCCGCCCACACACAACACUGAUUGGUUGAUUUAGCAAGACAGACCAAUCAGGAUGCGCGCUCUCUCUCGAACUUCCGGGAUAGUUGGGAUGUCUGCAGCUACCUCGCCUGUCAACCUGUUUGGGUUAGCACGCAAAGCUAACUUGGCACC